CGCAUCGGGAUUGGCUACGCCGCGCUCUGCGCAGGCCUUGGGGUGGCGGCGGCGCUGCCGGCGUCCGGCCGAGGGAGGCGGGUGCGCCGGGAUCGGGAGGGCAAUGGGUCAAGAGGCUGGUAAACCUGCUUGGCCCAAACCAGCAGGAGGAUAUCAGACUAUUACAGGCAGAAGAUAUGGAAGAAGACAUGCUUAUGUCAGUUUUAGACCAUCUUUGACCAAUCAAGACAGAAAUGUGAACCAGCACAAUGAAGAAUGUGAAGGAUUAGAAUUAGAUGAUGUUCCGAAACAGGAGUCUUUAUGUUCCAGUCCGUUGGUUCCAGUUUGUUCUGCUUUAUCAGAUGAACCUUUGAUAGAAAGCAUUGGAUCUGAAGUUCCUGUUUGUCGAACUAUAUUGAGCCAAACUAUUGCAACAAAUGACUUGCCAUUUUCUCCAGUUUGUUACAAUGUGGAAGAUGACCAAACCUCAGAGAGCAGUGUAAAUCCUGAUGAAAAGUCAGAAGAUUGUUCAGAUUCUAUUUCUGGAGAGAGUAAUGAUCUGAACGGUCAAAAUGGAAUUGCUUUUGUAAAUAUUGACUCUUAUGAGCCAGAUAGUAGUGAUGGAGAAGACAAUGAUGAUGAUCAAGUUGGUGUUUCUUUGACAAAAAAGGAAGCAGAAACACUUCAAGAAAGUCUUGAUAACAUGAUUUCUGAGUUAGAGAAAGGGGUAGAGUCCUUGGAUGGUCUGCAGUCACGAUUGUCUACCUUUAACCAGAAUACAUCUAGAGAAGGUUUGGUAGAACUAGAAUCAGUGCCUCUUAUGAGGUGUUCUAGCAUAGAUUCAGACCUUGCCCAUCAAAACAAUAGGACACUUGAAAAGUCAUCUGCAGAUGAAGCUACCCUAAAAAAUAACUUAAGUAGUGCUAGUUUUGAAACGCAACAAAGAAAAAAUGUAGCAGAUGUUGUAAUCGGAACCCCUAUAGAAACUUGUAAUGAAUCAAAUGCCAAUGAUGGCAAGACUGAACAAGGAAAUUCACCUGAGCUGGUUGUGAGGCCUAAAGUUAGAAAACAGAAUGCUACUCACCAGUUGGAUAGAAAGAAGCUGCUAGUUACUAGUGAUGAUGAAGAGAAAAGUAGUACUAGAAGGCGGAGUGAGAUUGUUGAAGUCCAGCCAGGCAGUGGAGAUUGUGCCUUGCAAAAUGGCAAAGAAAAAAUGAAUUCCAGUAUAUUCUUUGACCCAAAGGACUAUGAAGGUGCUCAAAAGAAAACAAAAAGUGAUCUAAUAAAAAAUGUAACUGUUCAAGAAAGAAAAAAUGUAUUAGAUGAUAGCACUUUCUGGGAUGAGUUUGAAGAUUGCAACAGACAUUUAUCUGGCUCCAACAAAGAUGAAGACAGCUCUGAAUGCAGUGAUGGGGAAUGGUCUGCCUCUUUGCCCUCCUACUUCGCUACUACAGAAAAAGACCAGUCCUCUAGUGAUGAGAGCUGGGAGACUCUUCCAGGCAGAGAAGAACAUGAACCUGAAGUGCAGAGCAACAGUAGUGGCUUAGAAGAAGAGAACCCAGAAUUCUGUUUCCAAGGAGGGGAACAGAUCUCUUUGGAAGAAGGAGAGAUUCCUUGGCUGCAGUACCACGAAGAAAUUGAAAGUAGCAGUGAUGAGGAAAAUGACCCAGUUAGCCAUUUUGUGCACCCAGGAUUCUUCAUGUUGGAUGGGAACAAUAAUCUUGAAGAUGACUCCAGCAUGAGUGAAGACUUAGAUGUGGAGUGGAGACUACUUGAUGAAUUUGGUGAUGGCCUAGCAGUUGCUCAAGCCAUUUCUUACGUGGAUCCUCAGUUUCUCACAUACAUGGCAUUGGAAGAGCGCUUAGCACAAGCCAUGGAGACUGCUCUGGCACAUUUGGAAUCUCUUGCAGUUGAUGUGGAGCAGGCUCAUCCACCAGCCAGUAAAGAAAGCAUAGACUGUCUGCCACAAACCGUUAUUACAGAAGAUCAUAAUGCUGUAGGUCAGGAACAAUGUUGUGCUAUCUGUUGCAGUGAAUACGUAAAAGAUGAAAUAAUAACGGAGCUGCCCUGUCACCAUUUCUUUCACAAACCCUGUGUAACUUUGUGGUUACAGAAGUCGGGAACAUGCCCUGUAUGCCGUCAUGUACUUGCACCUGUCCUCCCUGAAGCAGCCGCCGCUUCCUUCUUGUCUGAUCAUGAUUCCCCUCCCUCAGUCCACAGCACUUCAGGAACACAAUAAAAUAAGUAUCUGAAAUGAGAUUUUGGCCCAUCAAGCUAAAAAUGUAAAUCUUUCCUGUUUAAUUACAAUGUGAAAAUGAUUAUAUAUAAGAAUAUUAUAUAGAAAAAUGCUAUAUAUAGUAUAUAUUUUAGUUUAGAAAGAGAAUGUAAGACUUUCUAAACUAUGUUUAGGUUUAUGGUAAUAGCUAAAAUUUUCAAACUGAAAGUCGGGGGAAAAAACAUUGCACCCAUUCUCUGCAGUAGACUAUUUCUGUUACUUGUAAUGUCUUAAGCUUGUAACCCGCCAGAUUUGUCCAAAAGAUUGAUCAUUAAUGUGGCACUUCACGUUCAAAUUCUUGCAACUGCAGUGCAGUUGGAGCUUAUUAAAGUUACGCGUAUAACCUGUUUUACUUAAUAUAACUAUUUUUUUUUGUCAAAGAUAGUGCCACUGAGUGACUUUGUAAUUGAUCUCUCAUAUUUGCAUCAAAUGUGAAGACAUUCUGUGAUCACAGCAGUAGUAAAAUUUGGUUUCACUGGAAAUAAAUUUGCAUAAUUCAACCA
This is a messenger RNA of Gavialis gangeticus (Gharial), 2757 nucleotides long. It is a transcript of the gene PJA2, whose product is annotated as praja ring finger ubiquitin ligase 2. Lineage: Eukaryota; Metazoa; Chordata; Crocodylia; Gavialidae. The record is from RefSeq and is a predicted model, not a curated record. Bases 104 to 2218 code for a protein of 704 amino acids. The transcript has 9 exons.